Molecule: messenger RNA, 1142 nt
Organism: Oppia nitens
Lineage: Eukaryota; Metazoa; Arthropoda; Arachnida; Sarcoptiformes; Oppiidae
Exons: 5
Coding region: 21-1142 (373 amino acids)
Source: RefSeq, a predicted model, not a curated record
UAGUUUAAAGUCUACUAAUAAUGGGUAACCAUUCGAGUGGUUUUAAUAAGACAUUUGUAACAAAUAGUGGACACAAUGUAAAAGACUCGAAGAGACCGCACUCAGUGUUGGGCAUCACUGAUGAAGACGACAAUCGAUGCAAUUUUAAGGCAGCGAUACUCCGGUCACAUAUCAGUCAAAACAAAAACAAUAAUAUUAAGGAUAUUAACGGCAAAAUUGGUGGCAAAUGCGGUCGCCCUCCAGGUAUGCAAUUACCACCAUUACCCCGAUCGCACUCAUUUCAUCAGGUGCUCAGACCCACUGAAAACGGACAGAUCUUAGCCGCUAAAGGAACCAUUAGAGGACUAGAGUUUAAUAAACCGCUGACAAACAACACGAAGUGCAGUCCGAUCGCUGACGAACUGAAAGCUAUACUAAACUCCCGGCGCUGUAAAAGUGAGACCGAUUUGGCCGUUGAUAAUAGCAGUAGUAGUCAUGACAGCAAUCACUCGGAAAGUAGUAAUUAUGAGGAAAGUAGUAAUAAAAGAAAGGAAUUCAAUGGACUCAGAAAGAGUAGUGCAAGCAAUGGUGUCAAAGCAAAAAUACAAAGACAUAAAUACAGAGCACCACAACCACCACAACCACUAAACUCCAAUAAUGGCAAUCAUAAUGGAGACCUGUCCUCCACUACUACCAUCAACAACAACAAUAACAGUAAUAGUGCUAAUCAUAAUAGUUUGUCUUCAUAUGAGUCGUCAAAUUUGACGGACAGUCAUAAGAAAAGUGCUACAACAUCAACAACAAUAUGUGAACAAAAACACAGCGAAAAGAGUUAUAACAACAAUAGGAUCUCUUGUGAAGAUUCGUCUAAAUAUUUUAUAAUACCUCGAUUGAAGCUCACCGGCCAUCCAACAGAUCCGGGUAUUAAUGGUAGUGGAAGUGCAAACAGUGGUGGAAGCCAUACAAAUAGUACCGGUGCUAAUCAUGUUAUGCCAUCAAAAUAUCAGUCACGAAACAUCAUAUUUGACUCAAAGAAUAACAAUUUUAAUGGGUUCAACUCAGCCCUCCAGACAUCACAAGCGGUCAAAACAAAUGAUUGUUCGCAAGACUACCGCAAAGUGAAGCGUUCUUCCCAUAUAAAACAAAAUCAAUUGAACGAUUAA